GACCUGAGCUAGCAGUGAGUGGAGCCAGAGGAGAGCAGGGUGGCUCUGGAAAGCAGGCUUCCAGCCGAGAACCGUGCUGCCUGGCCAUGCACUGGGUGCUCUGGCCAAGGUGGCUGGCAGGCAAGGGGCUGCCCCUCCUGGGGGCAGUGCUGCUGCAUAAGAGAGAGAAGAGGGGACCUCAGUGGAGGCAAUGGCGGCAGGAAACCCACCCAUACUAUGACCUCCAGGUGAAGGUGCUGAGGGCCAGAAAUAUCCAGGGCACAGAUCUGCUGUCCAAAGCCGAUUGCUACGUGCAGCUGUGCCUGCCCACUGCGUCCUCCAGCCCCACCCGGACAAGGAUGGUGGCCAACUGCAGUGACCCCAAGUGGAACGAGACCUUCCACUACCAGAUCCACGGUGCUGUGAAAAAUGUUCUGGAGCUCACCCUCUAUGAUAAGGAUAUCUUGGACAGUGACCAGCUCUCCCUGCUACUGUUUGACCUGAGGAGCCUCAAGCCUGGCCAACCCUACAGACACACCUUCCUACUCAACCACCAGGACUUACAGGAGCUGCAGGUGGAAUUUGUUCUCGAGAAGAGCCAGGUGCCCGCAUCUGAAGUCAUCACCAAUGGGGUCCUGGUGGCUCACCCCUGUCUGAGAAUCCAGGGCACCCUCGGGGAAGAUGGCACAGCCCCACAUCGAGAGUAUGGCUCUAGGCAGAUUCAGCUGACAGUGCCUGGGGCCUACGAGAAGCCACAGUUCUUGCCCCUGCAACCCCCCAAAGAGGGAGGCCUGCCAGCCACCUUCACCUUCCACGUGAAUCCAGUGAUCAGCUCCAGGCUGGAUGUGGACCUAGGGGAGAAGCUCACAGUGCUGCAGGGUGACCCAAGUGCUGAGCUAGAGACCCAGACCAGCAAGCUGGGUGACGGGGGCAUCCUGCUCUCUUCUUUGGCCUUAGGCCAGGAGGAAAGGCAUUUCGUGGACCUGGGGGAGGACCAGGAGGUGGUUCUGAGUAUGAAGGCAGAAAUGAGCUCUGGAGACCUUGACCUGCGCCUUGGCUUUGGCCUGUGUGACGGGGAACAGGAGUUUCUGGACAAGAGGAAGCAGAUCGUGUCCAAGGCCCUACAGCGGAUGCUGGGAUUGAGCCAGGCUCCUGACAGUAGCCAGGUGCCUGUGGUGGCUGUGCUGGGUUCGGGAGGUGGGACCCGAGCAAUGUCUUCCCUGUACGGCAGCCUGGCAGGGCUGCAGGAACUCGGCCUCCUGGACACCGUGACCUACCUGAGUGGGGUCUCUGGGUCUACCUGGUGCAUCUCCACCCUCUACCGAGACCCAGCCUGGUCCCAGGUGGCCUUGCAGGGCCCCAUUGAACAUGCCCAGGCUCGGGUCUGCAGCAGUAAGAUGGGGGCCAUGUCCCUGGAGCGCCUACAGUACUACGCCCAGGAACUGGGGAGCCUGGAAGGCAGUGGCCACAGUGUUUCCCUCAUCGACCUCUGGGGUCUCCUCAUUGAGUAUUUCCUCUACCAGGAGGAAAACCCCGCCAGGCUGUCUGACCAGCAGGAGGCCGUCAGCCAGGGCCAGAACCCUUACCCUAUCUACGCCAGCAUCAAUGUCCUCACCCACAUCAGCGGGGAAGACUUCGCAGAGUGGUGCGAGUUCACCCCCCACGAGGUCGGCUUCCCCAAGUAUGGGGCUUACGUCCCCACUGAGCUCUUUGGCUCUGAGUUCUUCAUGGGGCAUCUGCUGAAGCCCUGGCCCGAGCCCCGGAUCUGCUACCUGCAGGGUAUGUGGGGCAGUGCCUUUGCAGCCAGCGUGGAGGAGAUCUUCCUGAAGACUGCGGGCUCAGGCCUCAGCUUCUUGGACGGGCACAGAGGGAAAGUAAACAUCACAGAUGACAGCCAGAAGCUCCAGCUGCAUGGCCCCACACGUCUGCAGACCAGGCUCUUCACCCCCCAGGGCCCCUUCUCCCAGGCUGUGCUGGACAUAUUCACCUCCCGCUUUACCUCCGCGGAGAACUUGAAUUUCACCAGGGGCCUCUGCCUACACAAAGACUACGUAGCUGGCCGGGAGUUCAUGGCCUGGAAAGCUACGCACCCUGAUGCCUUCCCCAACCAGCUCACUCCCAUGCGGGACUGCCUGUGCCUGGUAGAUGGGGGCUUUGCCAUCAACUCUCCAUUCCCACUGAACCUGCUGCCCCAGAGAGCGGUGGACCUCAUUUUGUCCUUUGACUACUCCCUGGAGGCCCCUUUUGAGGUCCUACAGAUGACAGAGAAGUACUGCCUGGACCGAGGCAUCCCCUUCCCAAGGAUUGAGGUGCUCCCUGAGGACUUGGAGGAGCCCCGCGAGUGCUACGUGUUCGCCAAGACCAAGGACGCCCGCUCACCCAUCGUGCUACACUUCCCCCUUGUCAACCGUACCUUCCGCACACACCUGGCCCCAGGUGUGGAGCGACAAACAGCUGAGGAGAAGGCCUUCGGGGACUUCGUCGUCAACGGGUCAGACACUCCCUAUGGCAUGAUGAACUUCACCUAUGAGCCUGAGGAGUUUGAGCGGCUGGUGGCUCUGAGUCGAUACAAUGUUCUGAACAACGCGGAGACCGUGAGACACGCCCUACGGCUGGCUCUGGAGCAGCGGCAGGCUGGGGACAGGGCUGGAGCUGACCAGGCUGGAGGGGAGGACCGUGAGGGAGAGUAGCCACCGUGGGCUCCAGACCGGGGCUUGAGGGAGGAGGAGUGGUAGAUGCUGAGGGGCUCCUGCUUCCCAUGUUACAGGGACGUGCUUAAGUCCUCCAGGCCCCAGAAAGCUCCUGCAGAAUGGCAGCUGGGCUUUGGGGCUGGGCCCUUCUCAUAGGUGUUUCUGGGAUAUGAUGGGGCAGUAUGUCUCUCUGGGGCUCUUGGGGAAGGGGGGCAGAGGUGAGCGGUGCUCAUUUUACAUUGGAGUGUAGAGGGGAUCAGGCAACAGUCUAGCCCCAGGGCCUGCCCCAAACCCAGAAGGACCUUAGAGGGCCCAGGUCUUCAGACCCUCACCAGACUGGGAGCUGUGAGAGCUGAGGCACAGGUUUCUCUCCUUAAGCUGAGGCCAAAAGCAAAGAUUCCUCCAUCUAAUCUACACUUUUGCAAAUGGCCAGGCUCCUGGAUGCAGUGCUCAGUGCUAUCAUGAAUAAAGGGGGGCCUCCUGGGCUGCCAGUUUGGAUUACUAAUUCCAUCCUUCAGCCUGCUGACUCUCCUUUGCCCCUGGCCUCCCCUGUGCCCCUCACUGCUCACCAUCCUCUGCUUAGCCUCCUGAAGGCUGUGGGAUGGUACCCCCCCAUCCUGGUGAGGCUCCCACUGAUGGGUGUGCUCAUGUCUCCCUGUUAAUUACUGAUGCUUCGCUCUUUAAACUCGGGCCACGCGCUCUCCUCAUGUGCUGCUACCUCCUGCAAAUAGGCUCGGCAUUCCCGGAAGCUCAAUGGGUGUGUCUAGAGGGUGCGUUUGUUUAUCGGGGAGCACAGGAAGUGUGUGCCUGCAAAUGUGUGCGUGUUCCUAGUGAGGGUGGGGCGGGCGAGCACCUGUCUGUUGGCCAGGGAUGGGCAGUGGUAGAGGGCGCCUGGCUGGGAACUCAGAGGCCUGGGUUCCUGCCCCUUUCACAGACACAUGCUAUGAUCUGGGCAAUCUGCCCCUCUCUCCCCCUGUCUUUCAUCUCUCCUGACCCACAUGGGAUCCUCUGAAUACCAGGAGCAUCUCUAGCAUGGCCAGAUUUUAUGUCUGUAGAGAGGAGAUCCACUCUGACUAGGUGUGAUCUGGGGGCCCUCAGGCCAUAAGCAUUCUGCAGGCUUCUUCUCCCUACCUCCAUCCCACCCAGCGCGGAGCUGCCUGGGGCCCUUCAGUGGCCCGGAUGCCAUACUCUCUUGAACCCUUGCUUCUACUGCCCUCUCCUCCAGAGUGCUCUCUUGGGCUGCAGCCUUCCCCUUCCAUCCUCUCUAGACCAAAGUCACAAUUGCUCUUUCAGUCAGGGACACCUAUUAGAGGAAGCCUCACCCGUCCUGACUCUGGGAAGAAAACCCUCAUUCUGGCUCCCAGCUGGGAGGUAGGUCGUUAGAUCCCAGCCUGUGCCCCCAGCCUGGCCUGACCUGGGACCCCCAGGCCUCCAGCUGGACAUGAGCAGGAGGGCUGAAGGAGCCAGGCCUCAGAAGGCCCAGUGCUUUGGGCUGGCAUGGGGAGGGGGGCCAGUUUGGUUCUCUCCUCACCAUUGCUGCCCGUCAUAGACCACCAGCCCUGUCUUGGCUCAGCAAUGAGAGGUUUCCUUUGGGGUAGCCCCAGGCUGGACCCUGAGCUCCCGCUAUGGCCACUGUCAUCACCCCUGCUGUGAUGACAUCAUCAGUAACUUAUUAAGACCCCCAUAGAGUUCAUAAUUUAGAACUUUGUAGAGUUCUUAGAUCUUCGUGGAGGAAUCUUUGCUUAGAAUCUUCAGUCAGUCUGUCUUUAAUGCCUCGGAUAGCCCCAGUCUGUCUCUGGCUCCUGGAGGGUAGAGAUUUCUGUCUGUUUUGUUUGCUGCUGUAUCUUCAGUGUUUAGAGCCAUGCCUAGCAGAUAGUAGAUGCUCCAAAAAUAUUUGACAAAUAAAUGAAUGAGAUCCUACAUUCUAAAGAGACGGAUCAUUAACCCCCAACCACGUAAAGAUGUACACCGCUGUCCUCCAGUGGUUCUUAACCCAAGUGGACCUUUUUGAAAAGCUGAUGAAAGCCAUGGACACUCUCCCGAGAAAAAUGCACACAUAUAUGCAAAACUGCCUACAACAAGAGCUCUGUUUCACUCUGUGAUCACCACCCCGGGGUGCAGGGGCUGGUGUUUGCUCUCCAGGCCAGCAGGUUUAAAGCAGGCACAUGGGCUUGUACAGAGUUGGGAGGUACCUUGAUUCACACAGAAGUGUAGGAAAUGCCACCUUGGCUCAGAUUAGGUUCGGGAAGAUGUAAUGAGAUAAGGGUGGGAGAGCUAGAAAGGGGAGGCUGGUCUCCCUAGCUAAGAAACUGGUCAGCAGGUGCAGGGGUGAGCUCAGCCAGGGAAUGGGGAACCAUCACCAGGAUUGAAUCUGGGCGCCAACUAGAGGGAGGAGUUGGGGGUCAAGGAUGACCUGGCCAGUUUGGCUCCUGCUCCUUGGUGAGGAGGGAUCUAAGGCUAUUUCUACUGCAUUUCUGCCCCAUUUCCAACCCAGGCACAAGAUGGCCAGAAACAUGUUUCAAGGUCCCGAGGGUGACCAGGUUGGAGGGAUUUGGCCCCAGGAACACAGCUUGAGUCACUCUGAGGCUGGGCAGAAACACCGGAGCAAGGAUGUCAUUCCUUCUUGUCAGAUCCCCUCAUCAGGCAAAGGAAGAAAAGGGUGGCCACCAAGGCUGCCAUGCAUGGCUGCACACGUUGUAUACUACAGAAUUCCAGGAGGUGCCAUUCAUAUGAAGUGACGAUAUGAACUUGCCCAGUGGGCUUGUACCACAUGGCAGCCCUGGGCCCACAGUCUUAGCUCAAGGCGUGUGAGAACAGACACUGGUUCAAAUACUAGGCCUUCUGGCUUCUUCAGAUAUAUCUCUGGGCAUUCACAAGAAGAAGAAAAAAGAAAGAGGUGCAGGGCAGAUGUGGGGGUGGAAGGAGGGAAAGGAAGAAAGGAAGGAAGAAGGAAGGAAAGGAGAGACAGAAGAAAGAGAAGCGUUUUCUUCUUUCAUUGGCUGGCACAGCACCGGGAGGGGGCCUCUGGUGUUGGCAGGGGGCGGGUUGGCGUAGGUGCCCUCCCACCCUCUCCAGAGUUCAGUCCCUGCAGCUAAUUGCCUCACUGCUACUCCAUUCUUUUGCUCAGAGUUUACAUGAAAGCUCCCUCACUUCAGAUGGAGUCAUUCUUGGAGAGGAGGAAAGGAGGAUUACCUGCAUUACUCUGCAUGCCUCCAUUUCCCCCCCAGUCCCCACUCUAUAGCGGUUGAAAAUCCACAGGAACACAGAACAGGGUAGGGAGUCCAGGACUCUUCCCCAUGCAGGAGAGAGGGGUCUACACUGGGGCUGUCCUGCCAGUCAGGGAGGUUGGUCACCAGAGUUCAGGGUCGGGAAUUAAUUUUUUCUAUUAGGCCACGUGAGGCACAGGAAAUAUUAAGCAAGUAGGAGCCCAUAUAUAUUUUAAAACUUUUAUUUUGUGGGGCGCCUGGAUGGCUCAGUUGGUUGAGCGUCUGACUCUUG
This is a messenger RNA of Neomonachus schauinslandi (Hawaiian monk seal), 6167 nucleotides long. RefSeq names its product phospholipase A2 group IVF (gene PLA2G4F). Bases 87 to 2669 code for a protein of 860 amino acids. Gene Ontology annotation, molecular function: calcium ion binding; calcium-dependent phospholipid binding. NCBI's taxonomy places the organism in Eukaryota, Metazoa, Chordata, Mammalia, Carnivora, Phocidae. The record is from RefSeq and is a predicted model, not a curated record. Gene Ontology annotation, cellular component: cytosol. The transcript has 20 exons. Gene Ontology annotation, biological process: glycerophospholipid catabolic process.